Mizuhopecten yessoensis (Yesso scallop) is the source of this 2117-nucleotide messenger RNA. Its product is annotated as DNA methyltransferase 1-associated protein 1-like. The record is from RefSeq and is a predicted model, not a curated record. Gene Ontology annotation, cellular component: NuA4 histone acetyltransferase complex; nucleus; Swr1 complex. NCBI's taxonomy places the organism in Eukaryota, Metazoa, Mollusca, Bivalvia, Pectinida, Pectinidae. Gene Ontology annotation, molecular function: transcription corepressor activity. Gene Ontology annotation, biological process: negative regulation of transcription by RNA polymerase II; DNA repair; chromatin remodeling. The transcript is spliced from 12 exons.
UCUGAGUCAUAUCAACGCUUGAACAGAACAUACUAUUAGAGUGUAAAAACAAGAGGAGGAAUAAUAACAAAACAUAUCGAAAUGUUCAAGAAGCUGUGAAAAGUUGCUGUGUAACCUCCUUCUAUUCAGUCGGGUCUGGGAUUACAGUGCAAAGAUGGCAGGAAGUGACGUUCGGGACAUCCUGGAUAUUGAUAAUGCUCCAGAGCAAGCCUUUAUCACCAAGGAUGCCCUCAUGAACAAGAAUCAGAAAAAGGUAACAAGGAAGUCCAUGGAUGUCUCCUUCAAGCGUCCAGAGGGAAUGCAUCGGGAGGUGUGGGGCCUCCUGUGGACAGAUAACAAAGAUUCCCCACCAAUCAUCCCAACGGACACCAACCAAGGCUACAAACAGAUGAAGGCAAAGAUCGGGAGCAGUAAGGUGCGGCCCUGGAAAUGGAUGCCAUUCUCUAACCCAGCCAGAAAGGAUGGUGCAAUAUUUUACCACUGGAGGCGAGAAGCUGACGAAGGCAAGGAUUACCCAUUUGCCAGAUUCAACAAGGCUGUUGAUGUUCCUGUGUACUCUGAUCUGGAGUAUCAACAGCACCUUCAUGAUGAGAGCUGGACACGCCAGGAAACUGACCACCUGUUUGACCUUUGUAAAAGAUUUGAUCUUAGAUUUUUGAUUAUACAUGACCGAUGGGAUAGAGAGAAGUUCCUUAAUAGAAGUGUAGAGGACCUGAAGGAAAGAUAUUACAGCAUCUGUAACAAUCUCACCAAGGUAUAUAUUAUCUCACACAUGUACACACAAAACAAUCUCUCAAAGUACAUAAUAUCACACACAUGUACACACAAAACAAUCUCACAAAGAAAACAAACGGUUUGUAAUUGACAGGUUGAAGAAGAGGAGCAUUUGAUUGCCGAGCUGAAGAAGAUAGAACUGAGAAAGAAGGAGAGAGAGAAGAAAACACAAGACUUACAGAAGUUGAUCACAGCUGCAGACAGCAACAUUGACAGUCGAAGGGCAGAGAAAAAACAUAACAAGAAAAAAGUCCACCAGCAACAGAAACUCAAAGAGGGACUGCCAACUGUGGAACCAUCUGGUAUCAAGUUUGCCGAUUUCAAGGCAUCAGGCGUGUCACUUAGAAGUCAGAGAAUGAAACUGCCUGCCUCAAUAGGUCAGAAGAAGACAAAGGCUAUUGAGCAAGUUUUAGAGGAAUUAGGAAUAGAGUACAACCCUAUGCCGACUGAAGACAUUGUGACACAUUUCAAUGAACUGCGACAGGAUAUUGUUCUAUUGUAUGAGCUCAAGUUGGCCCUAGCUACCUGUGAUUAUGAGGUGGAAUCUUUGCGGCACAGAUUUGAAACUCUAGCACCAGGCAAGACUGUAGAACCAGACCUGAUCAAGCCGGACACAAGUACAGCCAAUCUGGAAAUAUCUUCAACUUUUUUUAACCCUGUUCUCCUCACACCCGACUCGCCCUCCAGACAGAAAAAGUUGGCUGAGGCCAUUGAUGUUGUUGGAACACCAGGAACACCAAAUCGGAAGAGAAAGGCUGCGAUUGAGCAGAGUAAUAUCCUGAAGAAGAUUAAACACUAAGUGUGGAUGAGGCAGGUGAUAUUACACCAAAUUCUACAAUUUCUGCUCAUGAGUCUUGCUUGUCUGCAUUUGCUCAUAUUACUGGAGUUGUUUUCCCUGACAUCCACCAGGACCUGUGUCAUGUUCAAUAAAAGAGUAGGAGGAAGACAAGUCGUUUAUUCCCUGUGGAACUCCAGUACAGACAUCUUGUUGAUAGUGAGAACACUAACCUCUUAUUUUGAUAUUAAAAACAUGAAGAGGUGAUUGUCCUACAGUGAAUUCCUUUACCAGCUGAUAAUACGUGUACAAACUAUAUGUAUACUUUGUACAGAACAACUUAACAAGCGUUAUAGAGGUAGAGCUGCUUGUCUGAUGAACUUCAAAGGAAGGCUUGUGACAAGGACUGUCUUAGUGUGUACAAUUUUAAGUUCUGCUGGACUCCUCAAAAUUUGUGUGAUCAUUCAUCAGAUCAAUAGCAAGGCCUUUUAGACCUCUACGUACCAGUUGAGUAGGCCUUUUAGACCACUAUGUACCGAUUGAGUAGGCCUUUUAGACCACUACAUAC